AACUUCCUGAGAGCUGGGCUGAUAUGCAGGAGCCACUGCUUGAGGGGAUGUGCUUCACGCUCAAGUAUCUAGGCAUGACGCUGGUAGAAAAACCCAAAGGAGAAGACAUGGCUGCUGCUGCCAUCCGCCGGAUCGUUGCCACGGCACGGGUGGGAGCUCGCAAGUUCCAGAAGGUGAUUCUGACGGUGUCUCCGAGGGGCAUCUCGCUGCAGGAUGCAGACACAAAGGAGAUGGUUGAGAACAUCUCCAUCUACAGGUGGGCAUG
This is a messenger RNA of Pelecanus crispus (Dalmatian pelican), 265 nucleotides long. Lineage: Eukaryota; Metazoa; Chordata; Aves; Pelecaniformes; Pelecanidae. The record is from RefSeq and is a predicted model, not a curated record.